Dacryopinax primogenitus is the source of this 4553-nucleotide messenger RNA. RefSeq lists its product as uncharacterized. The transcript has 5 exons. The record is from RefSeq and is a predicted model, not a curated record. Gene Ontology annotation, molecular function: chitin synthase activity. The coding region runs from base 236 to 4375 and encodes 1379 amino acids. NCBI's taxonomy places the organism in Eukaryota, Fungi, Basidiomycota, Dacrymycetes, Dacrymycetales, Dacrymycetaceae. Gene Ontology annotation, cellular component: cell septum; cell periphery.
GACUCCGUCACGAUCCAACUUCCCCCAGUCCGGUUCAUCCGUCUCAUUUCAAGCAAACGAGAGAGGCGACCGUGCUGGCCCCGUACGCACCGGCCUUCAGCAAGGUACAGCACAGUACGUACCUGGAGCCUCGCACGAUGGUGGACCUCCUCCGCCUGCAGCAGUCCGCUCCACAGGCGUAGAUGAAGACAUCGUUCUUGUUCAGGGCGGAGGACUGAGUGAGGCAAACGACGGCAUGCGAAGGAAGAAGAGCCUUGUCAGGCCGGAGAGGGAGCGGAUUGGUCCAGACCAUAGGCAGUGGAACUACCGCAUGCACGCAGCACAGAUGGAGACGGAGGGUACGGGACGGGUUGGCGUCUUCCCUUCCAAUACCGGAAACUACCCACAUGUUCCCGGAUUGCGGCGGGGCAAAUCCCUCCUUGCAAGAGAGGAGGACGUGCAAGAGUCUGGUCUCGCUCUCUUCAAGAAGCGCAACGCUACGACGCUCCGGCGUAAGCGGCAGGGUCAGACGUCGCGUGUCGGUGGGACAUCGCCCAUCCAGCAGGAGAAACAAACCAAGCCAGGAUUUUGGGACAACAUCGCCCCUGGACCCAAGGAUGGGUGGAUGAUCUAUUGUUGGCUAUUGACAUGCUGCAUCCCCGGCCCGUUGUUAAGUCUUUGUGGCAUCAAAACCCCGGAGCAAAAACGUGCAUGGCGCGAGAAGAUGGGCCUGCUAGCCAUCAUCGGCUGUCUCAUGGCUGCUGUUGGUUUCCUCACUUUCGGGUUCACGCAGACUGUAUGCGGCAAACCACCUCAGCGGUACCUAGCCGGGACGAUCGAUAGUGCUUCGCUGAUCAUUCAUGGCUACGACUACGAUUUCUCGCACUUCCUGCACCCUGCCAUUGCCCCUUAUUUCAACGGCACUCAGAAUCCGCUGUACGUUCCCCCUUGGAUGGCGGAAGGCAUGGAUGCCUCCUUCCUUUUCCAGAACGUCAACCUCAACUGCAAGGGGAUCAUCACCGCCGCCCCGGGAAGCGCCAUCAAUACGAGCGGGACUGGGAACACGGCUAACUUGGGCUGGUACUUCCCAUGCAACUUGUACAACCAGUACGGCACUACACCGGCAAACAAGACCGGGUAUCAGGAUGCAACUCUUUGUCAUGCUACGAGCAGCUCGAGGCAACAGCUGGCAACCAUGGCUCCGCAGGGUCAGGUGUACUAUACGUGGCAGAACAUCAGCAAUACCAGCCGUAAUUUGGCGGUUUAUGAACAAUCCGUACUUGAUCUUGAUCUCCUUCAGUGGCUGGACAAGUCCCAAGUCAAUUAUCCUGCGGUGUUCGAUCAACUGAAAAACAAGAACGGCACGUUCAAUGGUCGCGAUAUUACUAUGUUCAUGCGUCGCGCCGGGUUGCGAAAUAUCGCGUCUUGUUUGCAAGAUGCCGUCCUCGUCGGUUUCGUCGACUCGAUGACAAUAGGUUGUGUCGCUUCAGAGAUCGUGCUCUACGUUUCGCUUGUGUUCAUCAUUGGCGUGGUUGCUAUCAGGUUCGCGCUCGCGGUGAUAUUCGGUUGGUUCCUAUCCUGGCGAAUCGGCUCGUUUAGAGGAGAAACGUACGAGCAGCGGAUGCGGCGAGCGGCUGAAAUCGAGCAGUGGACGGACGACAUCUACCGUGCUGCGCCAGCACGCUACCGACCGAACGUGCUCCAUACUACGAAGGCAAAUCGGAAGACCCAGUUCUUGCCUUCCACAUCCCGCUUCUCGAAGGCGGACGCGUUGAAGGGCGCUGGCAGUCGGCCAACCACGCUAUAUGCGCCUAAUAUGGACUACAGACGGCAGACGACUCUGUCUACCUAUGGGAAGACGCCGGGGUUCACUCCUCCCGACACGCCCUUUGGCUAUCCUGCCAACUCGCGCAGCUCAACUAGCCUGCCGUUCGGCGAGGGCUCCUCUGCCCGCCACUCUAUUUCAGACCCGAAUCUCAAUGCCUGCCCCUUCCCGCUGCAUAACGUCAUCCCCCAGCCUCCGGCAGACUACGAGCCGUUCAACUUUCCCCUUGCGCAUACGAUCUGCUUGGUCACUGCUUAUUCCGAGUCGGUCGAGGGUCUCCGUACGACACUCGAUUCCCUGGCGACGACGGACUACCCUAAUUCGCACAAGCUUCUGCUCGUCAUUGCAGACGGUACAGUGUUUGGUGCUGGAAAUACGCUUUCCACCCCCGAGAUUGUGCUCAGUAUGAUGAAGGAGUGUGUCAUCCCGAAAGAGGAGGUCGAGCCACACUCAUAUGUCGCUAUUGCCGAUGGUCAUAAGCGGCACAACAUGGCCAAGGUGUAUGCCGGCUUCUACGACUAUGACGACAACACGGUCGAGAAGAGCAAGCAGCAGCGUGUGCCUAUCAUCCUCGUUCACAAAUGCGGUAAUCCUCUCGAGCAAAAGGACGCCAAACCUGGUAACCGUGGUAAGCGCGAUUCCCAGAUCGUGCUCAUGAGCUUCCUUCAGAAGGUCAUGUUCGACGAGCGGAUGACCACCUUCGAGUACGAGUUCUUCAACUCAAUAUGGCGCGUCACUGGUGUCAGUCCUGAUCGGUACGAGAUCGUUCUCUGCGUCGAUGCGGACACCAAGGUUUUCCCGGACUCUGUCACUCGCAUGGUAUCCUGCAUGGUGUAUGAUCCGGACAUCAUGGGUCUAUGUGGAGAGACCAAGAUUGCCAACAAGGCCGAGACUUGGGUGACGAUGAUCCAGGUGUUUGAGUACUACAUCUCGCAUCACUUGACAAAGGCCUUCGAAUCUAUGUUUGGCGGUGUCACUUGCUUGCCGGGAUGUUUCAGUAUGUACCGUAUCAAGGCUCCUAAGGGUGACACUGGCUAUUGGGUUCCUAUUCUGGCCAAUCCGGACGUCGUCGAGCACUAUUCGGAGAACAUCGUUGACACGCUGCACAAGAAGAACCUGCUAUUGCUCGGAGAAGAUCGAUAUCUCACCACGCUCAUGCUCAAAACCUUCCCCAAGCGCAAGAUGAUUUUCUGUCCUCAAGCCGUGUGCAAAACGAUCGUGCCUGACACGUUCCGUGUGUUGCUCUCUCAGCGUCGUCGCUGGAUUAACUCCACCAUCCACAACCUGGCCGAGCUUUUGCUGGUGCGCGACCUCUGCGGCACAUUCUGCUUCUCGAUGCAAUUCGUUGUAUUCAUGGAGCUUACCGGUACCCUCGUCCUGCCAGCUGCUAUCUCUUUCACUAUAUACCUCAUCGUUAUCGCCUGUAUUCCCUCAGAACCGACUCCCACCAUCCCUCUUAUCCUCCUUGCUAUCAUUUUGGGUCUUCCUGGUGUGCUCAUCGUCGUCACCUCGCGCAAGAUCGCCUACGUCGGCUGGAUGCUUGUAUACCUGUUCUCACUCCCGAUUUGGAACUUUGUCUUGCCGGCAUAUGCCUUCUGGCACUUUGACGAUUUCUCAUGGGGUCAGACGCGUAUGGUCAAGGGCGAGACGAAGGGAGGUAAGCAUGGUGACAAAGAGGGAGAGUUCGAUUCGUCGCACAUCGUCAUGAAGCGCUGGGCUGAGUUUGAGCGGGAGAGAAGGUGGAAGAACGGUGGCUACUCGCGGGACUCGACAUACUAUGAUGCGCCUAGAAGGACUGAUUCGCAUCGGUACUCCAUCGGUUCAACCUCGGAAACCUACUUCUCGGGGAACACGGACGCUGUCCUAUCCCGUCAAUCGCAGCCACUGUCUCAGGUCGCCUCCCAAUACGAGUCUCCAGAGCCGCGUUAUGACCGACCACGCGCCGACAGUACGCCGCUUCUGAUGCUGCCAGCACCGUUGUCUGUGCCGCAAAGUAGACCGCCACCCCGGGAUGCAUCCCCGGCUUCCAGCAAGUCAGCGGACGUCUCUGCUACUGAGGAUGAUGUGCCUAUCCUCCAAGCAUCACCCGAUCAAUAUCUCAGUCCACAAUACAUGGGUUCCGGCCUUGGUGGGCCCAGUGCGGUGCUCCGGCAGGGAACCGUGCCUACUGCCGCAUACCCUGGCGAAACCCAAAAUCCUUAUCGGCACUCACAACCGCAGGCAGCGGUUGGCUACGAGGCUAACCCCUACCAAUACGAAGCAGAAGAGGACUAUCCGCCGCCGCCGCCUCCUCGCCGUGCCUCUACUCAGGGCCGCGGUGUGAGCUUGGUCGAUCAUGGCCCUGUUCCUGCUGCGGGGGAAAGCGUAAGGCAGGUCAAGCGGUCUUCUCGCAAGAGCACAGGAGCCCUGAGUCCUUCAUCAUUAUCUACUGCCUCAACUUCACAGACUGUUAUGAGCCCCGACCGGAAACGCAAGUCGCUUUCGACAUAUUCAUCGAGCUCACAACCGGCAGCUGCGCUGCCGCCGGGUGCGGCGCCACCUCAGCCGUACAAUUACCAACGGUUUCAGUAACGGACUUUUCGAGUUCUCAUUUCUCACGGAACUUCUUGCCCCGUUCCUCCUCUCACCCUCUCAUUGUGAUUCAUGGUUAUGUCUCACUUUUAAUCUGUUAUGGUCCUCAGGACAGUAUGAACACGCCUUCUUUUUUCCUAUUAGCAUUCUUUCCCCUUCCUCUGCAUCUAUACGGACU